This is a messenger RNA of Saccharomyces eubayanus, 2217 nucleotides long. RefSeq names its product Ctf3p (gene CTF3). The transcript has a single exon. Bases 1 to 2217 code for a protein of 738 amino acids. The record is from RefSeq and is a predicted model, not a curated record. Lineage: Eukaryota; Fungi; Ascomycota; Saccharomycetes; Saccharomycetales; Saccharomycetaceae.
AUGAGUCUGGUACUAGACGACAUCGUCCGCUCGCUGACAAAUUCUAACGAAAGAACACCUCUACAGACCCUCAAGACCACCUUGCACCUGCUGUACGAAAAAUCAAAACAAUAUGGUCUCUCAUCACCACAACUACAAGUGCUCGUACGGUUCAUUUGCGAGACCUCUGUGAUAGACACCGUGACAAAAGUGUACAUCGUGGAAAACUGUUUCCUGCCGAACGAGUACCUGACCAAGGACCCCAUCUUGGAGGUCAUUAACCAUCUCGGUACGCCAACCGUGUUCUCUCGGUAUCGCAUACAAACCCCCCCGGUCUUACAAUCAGCACUGUGCAAAUGGCUGGUGCACGUCUACUUCCUGUUUCCUGUACCUUCGGAAUGGGGCCGUAACAUAUCGGGCUCCAUCUGGUUGCAUUUAUGGCAGUUUUCCUUUCUGCAAAAAUGGAUAACUUACCUCAUUAUUUGGCAAACCUCCACGCCAAAUGACGUCAAGCCCUGGAAAGUGUCCAUCAUCAGGAAAUGCGCCAUGAAUCCCGGUUACCGAGAUGCUCCCGCCACUGCGACGUUGAUCUUGCAACGCUACCAGGGCCUCGUGGGUGCCUCCAACCAACUCAUCGAAUUGAUUAUAAAUAUUAAUUGUAAUAAGAAAACCCUGAAAAAUCACAAAAAUCUGAAACUAGAUACACAUUUCCUAUCCGCUUUACAACGAAUAUUGUCUAGAGCUCAUCCCGCCAGUUUUCCCGUGGAGGUUGUUCAGAAUACAGUCGAUAUGUUUUUAAAUGAAAUCCAUCAACUAGGUACCGCCUCCACACGCCCACUCCGGCUUCAAUCAUUACCAGGACAUUCAUCCUCAAAUGGUAUGGUCUCCCUACUGGAUAUCACUUCAUUGGAUCAACUAGCCCAAAACUGGACGCAACUAUAUAUUCCCAAUGACGUGGAUUCUAUGCUGGCUCCGUCCUCAAAUAUCAAUUCUUCACUACAGCCAAGAGUCCUAUCUAGAGAAUCGCUCAGGCAUUUAUACCCCUGUAUCACUCUAAUCAAAAAUGGUCGCCAGACAUCAUCAUCAUCGUCAUCGUCAUCACCACGUGAGUGGUGCAUUUGGCAAUUAAAACGAUGUUUUGCACAUCAGGCAGAGGCUCCUCGAGAUCUGUUAUAUACCAUCGUUUCAAUCUCCUCAAUGGACAACGAAUUGUCUUAUCAGAUCAUUCAAACAUUUUGCAAUUUGAAAUACCUAAAGCACGACGAAUAUACCUUGAAGAACAUUUGCGGCGGUAUCUUGCCAUUAUGGAAACCCCAAUUAAUUAGCGGUACAAGAGAAUUUUUCGUUAAAUUUAUAGCUGGUGUCCUCAUGUGGAGUACCCACGAUGGCUACGAUAACAAUCGAACCUUCCCUGAGAUAUGUUUUUAUAUUUUACAAAUGAUUACGAAUUGGCUUCUCGAUGAUAAGCUAAUGACGCUUGGACUGACACUACUGCACGACAUACAAAGCUUGCUCACUUUAGACCAAAUUUUCAACAAUUCCACCUCAAAUCGAUUUUCCACCAUGGCAAUAAUCACUUCAUUGAACGUUUUGAUUCAGUUAUCUACACAGAGCAAUUCAGACUACGCGAUUCAAUAUUUGAUAUUGGGUCCGGACAUCAUGAACAAAAUCUUCACCUCUGAUGACCCUUUACUUUUAUCAACCGCAUGCCAAUAUUUAAUCGCAACAAAAAAUAAAUUAAUGCAGUACCCACCAACAAACAAAUAUGUUCAAACACAAAAUCAGUAUAUCAUGGAUUUAACAAAUUAUCUAUAUAGAAAUAAAGUGUUUUCAUCCAAAAGUCUAUUUGGUAUCCCAAUAGACUUUUUCAAAAUGACUCUAGAAAACGUUUAUGUUCCAACCGUGGAUUUCAAAAAUUUGAAAUUUUUUACAAUAACUGGUAUCCCAGCAUAUGCGUAUACUUGUGUCAUUAUUCUCAAGCAAUUAGAAUCAACCCAAAAUACCAGAAUAAAAUUUACCAGCGGUAUUAUAAAUGAAGAGACGUUCAAGGAUUUCGUUCGAAUAAACCACAGCGAGUUCACUCAGCAAGGUUGGAUUAAGGGUAUAUCUAAUAUCAACGAUUUAAGAGUCGAAAUAUUAAAACACGCAAGUACAACAGCCAACCCGUAUAGCGGAAUUGCCGUAUUCUUAUUUACCUAUUUGAAAAGUCUCUCCAAGUAUAAUCCACAGAACCCGUAA